AUCUGAGUCUCCAAACAGUUCUAAUAUACAAAAGUGAAACUUGUCAGGGUUGAUCACUGUCCUAAAGAACAGCCAUCAGCUGGACCAGAAAUAUUUGCGUGCGGGGAAGGAAUUUAAAACAAAACAAAAAACAAUAGUCCAAACCUGAAAACAUAUAUUUUUGCACACAUCUUUUGCUGGAUCCCAGAAAGGAGCCAUGAAUGACGUUGCACAGAAGGCAGAGAUUCUGCUUUCUUCGUCUAAACCUGUCCCAAAGUCCUAUGUGCCCAAACUUCGAAAGGGUGAUGUAAAGGAUAAAUUUGAAGCCAUGCAGAAAGCAAGGGAAGAAAGAAAUCAAAGACGAUCUAGAGAUGAAAAGCAAAGAAGAAAAGAACAAUAUGUUAGAGAGAGAGAAUGGAACAGGCGAAAGCAGGAGAUGAAAGAACUACUUGCUUCAGAUGAUGAAGAAGAAGAAAUGUUUUCUAAAGUAGAUAAAGCUUAUGUUCCAAAACUGACAGGAACUGUCAAAGGAAAGUUUGCUGAAAUGGAAAAGCAGAGGCAAGAGGAAGAGAGGAAAAAAAUGGAAGAGGAACGGCAGCGAAGAAUUGAACAAGACAUGAUAGAGAAAAGGAAAAUUCAGAGAGAACUGGCAAAGAAAGCACAAGAGAUUGAUGAACAAUUAAACAAUUCGGGAACUGAAUCAGCAUCGGAGGAAGGUGAUGAUUCAUUGCUAGUGACAGUAGUUCCUGUCAAACCUAAUAAAACACCUGGGAAGAUGAAAAUAAGUUUUGAGGACCUAGAGAGAGAAAGAGGAGAACAAGAAAGGAGAAAGCUUGAAGAAGAAAAACGAUUGAGAUAUGAGCAGGAAAAACAAGCUCUCAGGGAAGUCAAAUAUUUUUCACCAGAUGUGGAUGAAGAUGAAAGCUUUGACAGUGAAAGAAAAGAAUCUCCCUCUCCUGGUAAAGUGAAAUUAACAUUUGAAGAAUUGGAAAGACAAAGACAAGAAAACCAGAGGAGGCAAGCAGAAGAGGAGGCAAGGCUACGUUUGGAAGAGGAAAAGCGAACCUUUGAAGAAGCAAGGCAGCAAAUGGUAAAUGAAGAUGAUGAUGAUAAAGAAAAUUCUGAAAACUCUGUCAAGGAGUUUCGUCCAGGGAAACUGAUAUUUACCUUUGAAGAAUUAGAAAGACAAAGGCAAGAGGAAGAAAAAAGAAAAUCAGAGGAGGAAGCCAGAAGGCGUAUAGAAGAGGAGAAAAGGGCAUUUGCCGAAGCAAGAAAAAGCAUGGGCCCAGAUGAUGAAGUUUCACUGAUGUCAAAAACUGUAUCUCAAGAAUCUCUUACACCUGGAAAACUGGAAAUUAACUUUGAAGAGUUACUGAGACAAAAAAUGGAAGAGGAAAAGAGACGCACAGAAGAAGAGCGCAGACAAAAACUGGAAAUGGAAAAGCAUGAAUUUGAACAGCUCAGACAAGAAAUGGGAGAGGAAGAGGAGGAGUGUGAAACCUUUGAGUUAAGCAGGGAAUAUGAGGAGCUAAUAAAAUUAAAAAGAAGUGGUUCAAUUCAAGCAAAGAAUUUGAAGAAAAAGUUUGAAAAAAUUGGGGAGUUGUCUGAAGAAGAAAUACAGAAAAAAAUUGAAGAAGAAAGAGCAAGGAGGAGAGCUAUGGAUCAGGAAAUAAAAGAAAGGGAAGCAGAAAAUUUUCAAGAGGAAGAUGAAGUGGAUGUGAAACCAGCCACAAAAUCUGAAGCCCCAUUUACACACAAGGUCAACAUGAAGGCUCGAUUUGAACAAAUGGCAAAGGCAAGGGAAGAGGAGGAACAGAGGAGAAUUGAAGAGCAAAAAUUGCUACGCAUGCAAUUUGAACAAAAGGAAAUUGAUGCAGCAUUGCAAAAGAAAAAAGAGGAGGAGGAAGAGGAGGUUGGGAGCAUUGUUAAUGGCUCUGUUUAUGAAGACGAAGAACAGCAAGCACGGUCUGGUGCACCAUGGUUCAAGAAGCCUCUUAAGAAUGUGUCUGUUGUGGAUAGUGAACCAGUAAGGUUUACUGUUAAAAUAACUGGAGAACCCAAACCAGAAGUUACAUGGUGGUUUGAAGGGGAAAUGUUGCAGGACUGUGAGGACUAUCAGUAUAUUGAGAGAGGAGAAACAUACUGCCUUUACUUACCAGAAACUUUCCCAGAAGAUGAAGGAGAAUAUAUGUGUAAAGCAGUAAACUGUAGAGGAACAUCAGCUAGCACCUGUAUUCUCACUAUUGAAACUGAUGACUAUUAAAUAUCCUACCUUUUCUGGAACCUUCCUUCUCUAAAUUUACUGCAUCCAUCUCUUUCCUGUGGUGGGGCCAACAACAAGUUGUCUAUCAUUCCUCAAAUAAGAUACCGAAUUGCCUGAUUUUUUCGAUUUGACUGAAAUUUGGCAACAGAAGUUUGGUUCAUUUAAUGUACGCGAGUUCAAUCUACACAUGUAAGCAGUACAAUGGUAACUGCUCAUUUAUGCCUCUGUAUUGCUCCACGUGAUGAUAUUCUAUCAGGCAAAUGAAACUGUUCGUGUGAAGCAGAUUGCUAUAUGGUUCCAGCAGUUCUUCACCACGUCAACAAAGUAUGCAUCGGUGUGGUGAAAAUUAACGGAAGUGUAUGAUAGGCUACUUUAAGUAGUUUGCUAUUGAGUGCAACCGUAAUUUCACUGUUUUUAGAUAUGAAAGUAUGCUAAAAUCAUUUGGAAAAGGAAAAAUUAAAUUGAGUUCUAACAGCCAAAGAACCAGUAAUUUAUUCUUUAUGAAAGCCAAUGCCCAUUUCUUUGGUCUUGGCAACUUUAUGAGGAAAAAGUAUGGUCUUGGUUAAACUAUUAAGUAGCCAUAAGGUAAUGUAGUUUAUUUAAGUUAUGCUUUGUUUAAUGCAACGUUUUCCUUUUAAUCUGCAUUAAUAAAAUUAAAUCAAGUUUAUAAUAGCUUGAAAGCAGAUUUAUGUAAUUACCAAGUGUACACACAAUUGUAAGUCAAAGUUCUUUGAAAUCAAACAUUUACACUUAUUUUAUAUUAGCUGGUAGACACUGUCCUGCAUCUUGCUUGGAAUGCUGAACCAAAUUUGUAUCAUUCAGGUUGAAAGUGAUAGCAUGAGAGUGGAUGGAUUUUCAACUUACAUCUCGUCUUGUAUAACUUAUCUACUGAAUCAUCUCACUACAGUAUUUACAAACAAAUUUAUAUAUAUAUGAUUCAUACACACACCUAGAACAAAUAGUUAUUACAGCUAUGCUUUUUGCUACAUGAGAAGCAACCAGCUAAACUCCAAUAGAUGCUUAAAUGUGCACUGGAAACUCAAAAUGAAUAGAUAUGGAAUACAUCUACAGAAUCUUCCAGCUGAUUUUGGCUUACACUACUUUUAUUGGUCAGAACAAUUCAAAUUUACAUUAUAUGCAGGAGAUAACUGGCUUUCUUUAACAUAACCGUGUAUCAAAUUCCUAUUCUGUAUUCUGAAUUGGAAGGUUAAUAAAUAUGUUCAGUUCUUAAAGUGGAAUACUUUUCUUCAUUUCACAAAGGCACUUCAUAGACAUUUGCAUUUUAUAUAUUUGAAACAGGAAAUAUUGGGGGGAAAUCAAUACAGAAGACAAAUUAUUACCCAUUAGUUUACAUUUAUUGAGAACUCAUACAAAAACAUUACAAUUAAUGUGUAUUCAUGAGUACAUACAAUGUCAAUAUUGCAAGCUCAACACAACAUACUGUAAAGCAUUUGAUUUACCUCACGUCCAAGCUGCAUCUCCCUAAGAUACUUCCCAUCACAGUAGCCUUUAAAAGACAGUCUUCUUUUUUUUACACGGGUAGUUUCUGUAGAGAACACUAUCUCAGGACGAAAAUGCAUCUUGCAUGCAUAUCAGAUAAAGGUUGCAUAAACAGAAGGGUUUUAUAACAACCAGUAUGAAAUGUGGAUCUAUGCACUCUGCAGAGCCCAAUUAUUUGGCUCUAUGAACCAUUAGCACACAAAGAAAACCUAAAUGCUCUAUGCUCUAACUUAUGAAAAGAAAGGUUUCCCAGCAGCUGACAUUUUCAAGAAAAAGGAUUAGUGAAUGAUACAGCCUACCUAGCUAUUACGAUCACUGAAGAGUAAUUUACACAACAAAUCUAGAUAAAGAUGGCUUUUUUGAACUACUAAAGCAUAUCCUACAUUGAACACAUGCUGAAGGAUGAUUUGUAAACAUUACGAUCACUUGAAAUUAAGAUGUUCUUUUCUUUUAAAGUAUUAAUUACUCUCACUUCUGCCUAGGAUUCUCUGAAAAUUUUACCAUUAUUCUUUCUACUAUAGCACAUGAACUGCUC
Elgaria multicarinata webbii is the source of this 4277-nucleotide messenger RNA. RefSeq names its product nexilin F-actin binding protein (gene NEXN). The coding region runs from base 197 to 2242 and encodes 681 amino acids. The record is from RefSeq and is a predicted model, not a curated record. The transcript is spliced from 14 exons. Gene Ontology annotation, biological process: mitochondrial fusion. NCBI's taxonomy places the organism in Eukaryota, Metazoa, Chordata, Lepidosauria, Squamata, Anguidae.